AUGGACAAUAGCUUCACAGGAGACCGCAGCUAUGCGCUCUCACACAACGCUGUUGUGCCUUCGUCCCCUGCUCCCCCGCUCCCCUCACGCACCCCCCUCGCUGCUCAGCCCUCCCAGCAGGAUAGCCCAAUGUUCCCGGACUUUGGGGUCCCCCUAGGGGACGCUAUGGAGGACAUCGAGGAGUUCAUGCAAAACAUUGAGCGUCAUGGGCUGAUCCACAUCGAUGAGCAGCAGGCCGGCCCCCUCGAGGCCCCCCAGCUGCAGAACCCUCACCCACCCGCAAAUUCCCCUCCCCUUCUCUUUCCUAAUUUCUUCCCCGCAGCUAGUGAGCCUGCUCAAGCUCCACACAGCCCCGCGCCUAGCAAUCCCGACUGGCUGUUUGAUGGUGUACCCAUCGGCGAGAACGUGGGUGUCCCACUACUCGACAACCGUGACCCACUGGCCGUCUUCGCUUCCAGCUGGGAUGACCUUCAAAAGAAACAGACCGAGAUCCUCCACCAACAACAGAGGAGUCUGAAGGAACACUUGGAUCAGCAGGAGAAGUUCAAUAACUAUCAUCUCAGUCAACAGGGAAUGGUCAGGAGCUUUAUGGAUACCCAGGUGGACCCGAUCAUCUACGUCACAGCUCAGCAUUCGGCCACCCACAAUAUGUUCCCGGCUAUCCAAACAGCCGGCCAGAGUACCGUUGCUGGCCAGGUCAGCAACAUCGCGUUCGACUACUUGAAGAUGUUCGAGCAUGCGCUUAGUCAAGAUACGGCGGUGCUUCUCAGCCACCAGCCUAGAAAGGCUCUUACUCGUAUCGUUGAGUGGCUGCUCUGUGACAAAACUCUACCGGAUGUGUUCAAGGGAGAAAUCAGAAGGAGCCUCGUCCGGUCUGUCCGUUCGGCCAACAAUAGGGACUGCGAUGGCAAUAAUUCCUGGCAUCGCCACUUCAUCCUCCUCUGUGCAGAUGUCGGCGAGGACAUGGACACCUCAAAUGUGGUGACCUGGCUUGGAAGGUUCUCAAGAGAUUCUUUGCAGUCCAUCAUCUUCAAGAUUAUGACGAGUGGUGUCACGCCUUCCAACACAGUCUUGGAGCUGCGCAAGUAUUGCAUGGAGAACAUCGUAGCAAGCACUGACAACUUGGCCCGGUAUCCAGGCGUUUCGCCUGUAUGGGUGACACAGCAGAAGGAGGACAACAACCCAAUGACGAGAGGAAGUAUUGGAACGUUCAAACUGUCACCGGAAUGUAUAACGUCCGACCACAAGCUUUCAUUGGCCAUCACUGAUCCCAUACCCAUAGGCUUAUCGAACGUCCUCGCAUAUCUUCCCCUUCGGGAUAUACUGAUCCUGCUUCUUGGAACGUGCAGAACCUUCCGCGCAUUCUUCGACCUGAAGGGAGUCUGGUCCAAGGUGCUCAUAGAUUCGAAGGACACGUUUAAAUCCGGCGCUAAUUUCAUGCAAUUUAUUCGUCGCUUGCCCGAGACGUCGAUCCGCAUGUUCACCAUGGACGUCAGUCUCCUCAAUAUCGAGGGAGCGGUUGAAACUGCAGAUCUGCUUGUCCGCAGGAAGCACUGGCAGCUGCAAUCAUUGCAUAUCGUCGGCAAGAAGCUCACUCAAGCCGCUCUGAAUCAGAUACUCCGACGCCUCUGGUCGGAUGGCUUCAAGGUCCUGUCGGUUCAUGACAUGUCGGCCAACAAACUGGACGCCAACCAAGCAACAAAGUCCGUGAUCUCUCAUGCACUGAAUGUCCAAAAGCUGAGGCUUGAUGCGUCGUUGGACCUAGAAUCCCUGAGAAGUCUCUCGGGUCUCCAUGCUAGUGGCUUGGUGAUGUCCGAUAAUCGAAUCACUCACCUGAGCUUCCUGGGAGCUUGGAAAUCUGCGAUUCAUUGGGACGAGUUGAGGUGCUUCGGUACUUGGUUUCCGGAACUGGAGCGCCUGUUCGUAGCUACCAUCCUCUCUUCUCCUGAUUGGGUCGAUAAGUUUGCCCGCGAUGACAGCGCAGAGGGCCUCCGCACUCCCACCGCUCAAGAGAUCGAAUGGCAAGACAUUCCACGCCUCAAGUCCUUCAGCGUCGAAUACCUAGGCGAAUUAGGUUCACGGGCCGUCAACAAGGUACCGGAUAACGUUCAUGCCGCAUAUCUUUGGGCGUUGGUAGGAGGCAGCAAGGGAACACUCGAACGACUGGAAAUCGGUCCACCCGGUCCUGAGGUUGAGCUCAAGAAGGCACGCAGAAGCGAUGGCGCGCAGUCAACUCCUAUGGUGAAACUCUCGCCCGAGGAAUUGGACGUGCCUCCAAUAAUUUUCCCCCAGCUGCAGCACCUAUUCCUUAGCCAUUGCGUUAUCGAAUGGAACUACCUGUUCACCACGGAAGACGAUGCGAGGCAUGAUCCCCCGCCGCCAUCGCCUAUUCUGGUGAUGCCUCACCUCCGCACCGCCAACUUUUACCGCUGCGAAGGUCUUCCCGGCUCUGAGGUUGAAGCUGCUCCCCCUAAGAAGAAGAAGGCUUCAACUCCGAAGAGGAUCCCGUGGCUCGACAAACUGCGUGAAAUGUGCCCUUCUGUCGACGGUUGCGGAGAUGGCAGGAAGGGUUACCUCGGUUCCGGCGACUGGUAA
Tricharina praecox is the source of this 2595-nucleotide messenger RNA. RefSeq lists its product as uncharacterized. The record is from RefSeq and is a predicted model, not a curated record. Bases 1 to 2595 code for a protein of 864 amino acids. The transcript is spliced from 5 exons. NCBI's taxonomy places the organism in Eukaryota, Fungi, Ascomycota, Pezizomycetes, Pezizales, Pyronemataceae.